AUUUAGAGAAUCAUAGAGUCGGUUUUUGUCUUAAAUUAAUUUUGAAUAGAAUGCAUCCGUACUAACAAACUAAUCUAAUAUAAAAAUAAAAGUGAAUAAACAAAAUAAAUGAGCAUAAAACCAAAUCACAAAAACGAAGAAAUUAAAAGGAAUAUUAAAAAAUAAAAGAAAGGUGCUACAAUUUACAGUGAAAUAUCUAAAAUAUCCACACUACACAACCAACCACAUAAAAUACAUACACACAAAAUACAAAAAAGAAGAAAUAUGUACAUAAAGAGAUCGCACAAAAGAAACAUAUAAAUGUUCGUCGUACGUUGGUCGUCGGUCGGGUCGUGGUUCUCGCAAGCUAGCCUAUUAUAAUUAAGUUUGUAAGAAAUAUUAAAAACAAAAAAUUGCUGAAAAAUAAGUUCUUCCAAGUAAAUGAUUAAACAAAUUCGUUGUUAACGAGCGAACGGUGGCAACAUUUAUGUAUGUGUGGAGUAAUGUGUGUAACCGAAGUCGUCUAUGUUAAUGAUUUCCUUAGAAUCGCCAAGAAAACUACAGAAGCGGCAGUAGCAGCAACAGCGAAGAACUUGCCGCAAAAAGAACAAGAAAAUAUAGUUAAAAAAAUAAAUAUGAGUUGUUGAAAGCAGUAACAACAGCAACAACAACAAACAAAAAAAGCACGGCGGAUUGUGGAAAUAGUUGUUGGAGCUUUAUCUAUAACAGCAUAACAAAAACAACAACGACUGAACAACAUUAAUUUGUUGAUAGCUUAAACAAUUUUAAGCAAAACUCUCAUCCCCAGGGAGAGUUCCAACUUACAACAAGAAUAGCAGCAGUAGCAGCAACAACAACAACAACAAGUCACCACAAGAAUGAGAAAAUAAAAACAAAACUAAAAAAGAAGAAAAUCAAGCAUUAAGAAUCAGCAGACGGUUGGACUUAAUAAUCAACAGCCAACCAAGCAGCCAGCCAGCAGCGAAAACGAAAAACAGGAGCGUUUAAUGUAAACUUACAAGAAAACGACGAAAACAAAGGAGAAAACAAAACAAAAAACGAAGCAUUUAAACACAAAGCAAAGCGAAGCGCAUAAAGUGCCCACAAAAGAUCAACGGCAACACAAACAGACAUGGACGAAAACGAACAAGAAUUAAAAAGUCCCAUGAAACGAGUUGGAUCCACCCGCAAGGUGUUUCUAUUCAAUAACAUACGACAGCAAUUAAACGAACACUUACGAUGCCUGGACGGUCGUGUCGAAUCCCAAGUAUCCCUCAUACAAGAGCUGCAAGAUCUCUUCCGACGAAGAGGCGAACUGGAACUGGAGUACAGUAAAAAUUUAGAUAAGUUAGUGCGUAGCCUACAGGCCCGACACAAGGAACAGAAACAGAAACGUGAACAGUGGCAUAUAUUCUCGGCGUUUGCCUCAUGGUCACAUCUCUUGGAACAGACACAGUCGCUGAGCAAGGACCAUGCCACACUGUCCGAAUUGUAUUCGGUAAAUAUUGUCUCUUCGCUACAGACCACCAUCGAAGAUGUCCAGAGGAUAUACAAGAAAUGCCGUUCCAUUGGCUAUGAUAUCCACGAGGAAAUCCUACGGGUCCUAGAGGAGUUGUAUGCCACCAUGAAAACCUAUCAGAAAUACGAAGCCGAGUGGAAGGCCGCCGAGGUCAAGCUAAUGACAGCCGAAGCCCAACAACAGAAAUUGGAACAGACCAUACAGAAGGAGAAACUGCGAAGCAGUAAAAAAUACCGCAUGAUCGAAAAGGAAAUACUCAAACGACGUACCAAAUACUCAGAUGCUCGCAUGAAGGCAUUGAAGGCCAAAAAUGAAUAUCAACUGUGUUUGGAAUCAUCGAACACCACCAUACACAAAUAUUUCAUCGAUGAUCUGAGCGAUCUAAUCGACUGCAUGGAUCUGGGUUUCAGUUCGAUGAUAUCUCGUUGCCUGGUCAUGCAUGUCACCGCCGAUCAGGGACGAGCCCGUGCCAUCUUGAGCCAGGCCGAUAAUCUGGCUCAUGUCAUACACCUAAUCGAUAGCCAGCAGGACAAACAGAAAUUCAUGGAACAGUAUCAUGCAGCGUUCAUGAUACCCAAACGUUUCGAAUUCCAGGGACAGUUCAGCAAUGAUUUGCUCGAACAGAGUGUCCAGAAGGAGCUGUAUGUGGAUAUGGAGACCCGUUUGCAAGUGAUUGGCCAAAGGUUGAAUUCAUUGCGCACUGAGUCCGAGGAGAUUUGGAAGACCUUGGAAAUGGCCGAGGUCAAGUUGCUGGAGCAUUUCAACAGCAAGGACUGUGAUGUUAGCCCUGCUUUUGUGGAGCAUAAUAAAGGCCUUUUGCAAAAGGGUGGUCCCGCCAUGGCUUUUAAUCCCAAACUGAAGGCUGAGAAAGAGGAGAUCGAAGACUUCUAUAUAAAUAAGAUACGUGAAUAUAUACGUGGUACAUCGCGCAUAGCGCGUCUAGAUGCUAAGGCCAAGUAUCUGCGGGAGAUGUUGAUAACGGACAAUAAUGCCGCUUUCACAAGGGAGAUCCUGGACCACCCGAUCAAUAGUAAACGCAAGAGGAUAGGUCGCAAAAAUCAAUCGGGAAGGCCCAAGUUGUUUGGCGGUUGCCUGGAGGAGUACUUGGAGAACACGGGUGAAGAGAUACCCUUAAUUUUAAGAAGUUGUAUACGUGUCAUAAAUCUAUAUGGUCUGCAUCAUCAGGGCAUAUUUCGGGUGUCAGGUUCUCAGGUGGAAAUAACCAACUUCAAAGAAGCCUUUGAGCGCGGCGAAGAUCCCUUGGCCGACACCACAGACGCCUCCGACAUCAACUCAGUGGCUGGCGUUUUGAAACUCUACCUAAGAGAACUGAGGGUGCCGCUCUUCCCGAAAUUCUAUUUCGAAAGUUUCAUCUCCAUAGCGGAAAUGCAAACCAAGGCUGAAAUGGUCAAGGGCAUCAGACAGUUCUUGCAAAAUCUGCCCAACUCAGUGGUCAUUGUCAUUCGCUAUUUGUUCUCCUUUCUCAACCACCUGUCGGAGUAUGCCGACGAGAAUAUGAUGGAUGCCUACAAUUUGGCCAUUUGCUUUGGACCCACCCUCAUGCCUGCUCCCGAGGACAAGGACCAGGUGCAGUAUCAGAAUCAAGUAAACGAACUAAUCAAAAAUAUGAUUAUCUAUCACGAGGAACUCUUCCCAAAGGAGUUGGGCGGCUGCGAGUAUGAGAAAUACAUUUCACCCCACACACUUGACAUGGACGUGGGCGAUUCCCCCUCCGAAGUACUGACCGAAGAUCCCGAAUCGGAUGCCUAUCCCUCCGAAGAUGAGUCUGAAGUUCUAGAAGCCGUGGCCCAGUUCGACUUCAACGCCCGCUCCAGCCGGGAACUGUCGCUGACAAAAGGUGAUUGUAUUAUCUUGCGCAAGCAGGUCUCCAACGAUUGGUGGCAGGGUACGGUGAACGGCAAAGAGGGCCUAGUGCCCGACAAAUACAUAUCGCUCAAGCUCAAAGAUGAAGCUCGUCUGCCCGCACAAAAUUCACAAUCUAUGGAAUAUUUGUACUUAGAGAAUUCAUGCUCUUCAUCCACUUCAAUGUUAGUAGACAAUAAAGAUAUCGCAAAGUAUGUUGUCAAUGAUGUUUAUUUUAACCAUGCUGGUGGCGGUGGUGGUGGUCUUGGUGGUAACUCAGCCUGCAAUAACACCUCUGCUGCCGCAGCAGCUGCUACUGCUUCGGCCCCGGCCUCGAUCAGUGUGCUGGGUGGCAGCAGCAGCUGUCUGGGUCUGGGCUUGGGCCCCCAUAACAAUGGCAACGGUACAGCGGGUGCUAUUUAUGCUGUGCCACAUCAACGCAAAACCAGUACCGGCAGUGGCAAUGGAUCGCUUGGAGGUGCUAGUACUAGUGGUGGAGGUGGUAUUGGCUUUGGCUCAUCAUCCAAUGCUUCUGGCGAUUCUUCAUCAUAUUCGUGUACAGAUGGUAAUGCCUAUGCCGUUACCAGCGAAGUUCAUUUAUUUAAACACUUUGCCUCAUCAUCUCCCUCACCCCAUUCUAAUGCCACCACCAAUACUAAUACUUCUUCUACUACCACUCCCACGGCUCUAACUUCUACCACACCCCCUCUGCCUAGUAGUGGUCCCAAUUUCACAUCAACACCUCCACCAAUUAACCAUUCAUCCCUAAUGAAACUCUUGAAAAAUCAUAGCAAACAAUAUCACGAUGAACCGCAUUCCUUCGAGAAUGCCAUCGAAUUUCAGAACGCUUACGAUGAACAGGUGGAAAAAUUCGAAACGACUGUAUAGAAAUAAGUAAUGUGAUGGUGGUGAUGAAAGAGCGCAAGCGCACAGUACAGGCUAAAAACGCACACACACAUACACACGUACAGAAAAAGAAGAACACAAGUGCGGUACUGCACAGCACACACACAGAUAAGACUUGUGAGAAACCAACCAGAAAAUAAAUGAAAAAAACUAAAGUAUGUGAAGUGUCAGAGACAGGCGCACAAAGGACUCAGUCACAAGCAAGCACAAGUAGAGGUAUAAUAAAUAGAAAGAUAUAAUGUGAGAAAGGAAUUGGCUCAAAAUCCUAUAUGCACACAGAAACACACACACAAACAUUUAGCCAUAAAUCAGGUUAACUCAAGAAGCAAGGAUCUCAAAAAAAAGAAUAUAUAUUUUUUUUAAUUCCGCGGACAGAAUGAAUGAUUUUAUAGUUGUGAUGCUGCUGUGUCGUUCGAGGUUUUCCUUUUUUUAUUAUAAAGUAAUGAAUGCUCUCUACAGGAAAUGAGUGAAAAACUAAAUUAAGCUAAAAUUGUUUUAAAAACAUUAGCUGUCGAUUCGAAAAGAAAAAAUUGAAAAUCUCAAAAUUAUUGUAGAUAGAUUAUUUUUCUAGUAACACUAGUUGUAGAGUGGAGUCAUAUAAUGUAUUGUGUUUUUUGCCCUUUUUUAAUUUUUCAAAUAAAAUAUAUGCCCAUUUUGUUUUACCGAUUAACAUGGAACAAACGAUUCUGAAUUGUGUCCCAGUGAAUAUAGUCUAUCUAUGUAUUUAUAAGUAUCGAAUAAAUUAUGUAUAAAAUAUAAUAAAAAAUUUCAAAUUUCAAUAUUUAAACAAUGCAUGUCGUUUGGCUUUAUUGAACCGAUUUUUGACGAAAUGAUUUUGAAAAAAAAAUUGUUAACAAUCGAGAAUCUUCUAAAAUAAAUUGUAUUUAACUUUUUUUUUAAUUUAUUAUGUUUGCCAUUUAAAAGAAAAAUAAGGAUAUUUUUAAUUUUUAUAAUUAUAUUUUAAAUAAAAUUUGUACUCAACACAAAAAUA
Messenger RNA from Musca domestica (house fly), 5258 nucleotides. Its product is annotated as SLIT-ROBO Rho GTPase-activating protein 1. Lineage: Eukaryota; Metazoa; Arthropoda; Insecta; Diptera; Muscidae. The record is from RefSeq and is a predicted model, not a curated record. Gene Ontology annotation, biological process: signal transduction; negative regulation of cell migration. Gene Ontology annotation, molecular function: protein binding. Gene Ontology annotation, cellular component: cytoplasm. Bases 1112 to 4249 code for a protein of 1045 amino acids. The transcript is spliced from 2 exons.